This is a messenger RNA of Acromyrmex echinatior (Panamanian leafcutter ant), 4863 nucleotides long. RefSeq names its product neuromusculin (gene nrm). The record is from RefSeq and is a predicted model, not a curated record. NCBI's taxonomy places the organism in Eukaryota, Metazoa, Arthropoda, Insecta, Hymenoptera, Formicidae.
AUGGAUUUGCUUCCUCACGGCUAUUUCAGGGAUGAAGCGUUGUCCCGCCAGCUUACCAAGGUGAGCAUGAAAAUGCAUUUGAAAGUCGAAAAUGUGUCGGGAGAAAGGACAAUGCAAAAGCCUUCGGCAGCUGCACCGUUAUACCCUCCAGUAACCGUAAUAGUGAGGAAAAUGGUUUCUGCGAGGUGUGAAAAUCGUAAUAUCAGAUAUAGAAGCGAAGCGUGGUUGAAAACCGUGAAGCUUGCUGAGCUCGGAACAGAGAUUUUACUGCCCUGUGUCCUGAAAUCACCACAGUGUGACGGUCUGCACAGCAUCAAGUGGUAUCACGGAUCCACGAGGAUUUUCAUUUUCAGUGAGGAUGCUGGGGUUAUACGCGGCAAUAACGACAUUGCUGCUAGGGCGGACAUAGAGUAUUCGUCGAAUUCAUCAAGAUCGUAUUUGAAGCUAUCCGAAAUUCAACUGAACAACGAAGGUCUGUAUAAAUGCGAGGCUACGUAUAUGGCGGUCAACCGCGAGUGCAACAACGUGCAGCACGUUCUUCUUAACGUCACAGUGCAACCAGCGUUUGUACGUGUCAUCGAUGAAAAUUCCAAAAAUACUUUGAGCACUGGCGCCACUUUAGGACCUAUAAAUGAGGGCUCGACAAUAUCAUUGUACUGUGAGAGUGGAGAAGGCAAACCUGUACCUACGGUUGAGUGGUUUAAAGAUGACGAGCUACUCGAAGCAACGAACUCGAGGACUGUCACCGAUACCGGAAUUGGUACUGGCAGUAGUUUACUGGAGAUGCAAAUUACACGAGAAGAGUUAGGUGCAACAUUCACGUGUAAAGUCAACAAUAUUGCACUCGUGGAACCACUAACAGUUGACAUUAAUUUAGACAUACAUGUGCGUCCACUGAAAAUGGAUUUGGAGGGAGUGGUCGGUCAUGUCGUGCAGGGUACGAAGAUUUUAUUGCAAUGUAAGGUACAGUCCGCACGACCCGCUGCUAAUGUGACAUGGAAGAAUGGAACGCACCUUUUAAGCGAGAACAAUGAGAGAUUCGAAAUGUUCGAAACAAAAAUACACGAAAAUAAGGACGGUACAUUCGAGACGAUAAGUUAUCUCGCGUUUACAGCAUCAGUAUACGACAAUGGCAAGACGUUUAAGUGUUACGCCGAAAAUUCGGUUACUCGUAUCGAAGAUCUAAAACCAAUGAAGGAAGCAACAACGAUCGAAGUAUUAUAUCCGCCAAUAAUUAAAAUGAAGCCAAACAACAUAACUGUUAACGAGACAGACGACUUUUUAAUAUUUUGCGAUUAUGAGGCAAAUCCGGCUACGCUACUAAAGGUGACGUGGUUACGAGACGACGAUGAAUUAGUGUUAAACGAAGAACAUUACGAUGGUGGAAUCACGGAACAAACAGCACUCACAGUGAAAAACGCGACUCCUAGCGACAUGGGUUCUUACAAAUGCAUCCUGGAAAACAACGCCGGUCCAACCGUUUCCGAGGCUACCGUACAGGUUUCAGUCUUUUAUAAGCCGGUGGUGGAAGUGAUAAUGGAUCCGGAAACACCUGUGAACGAGGCGGAUCGUCUGAAUGUUUCGCUAACGUGCGAGGUCGACGCCGGUAAUCCGGCGAUACUGACAGCCGUCCGUUGGUAUUUGGACGGAGACCUAUUGAAAGAACUUCCGGAUUGCUCGAGGAAUAGCACUGCGAGCUCCGAGGAAUCAUUGGCAUUCUGUGACAUCGACCCCAGCAAAUUGCUGCUGGAAUCUGUCGGCCGCACCUUCCACGGCAACUAUUCCUGCGAGGGGAAAAACGAUGCUGGUUGGGGACCGAACUCCCCGAGCACGUCUGUCAUAGUUUAUUAUAAGCCCGGCCCGGCGUCGAUAACGUACGAACCUCGGCAAGUGGUGAAGAAACAAGCAUUAUCCAUCACUUGCUUCGUUUUGGAUCCCGGCCGACCGAGGGUGUCAGGCUUCAAGUGGCUGCGCGGCUGGCACCGACUUCCAGACGAGAACGAAGCCACACUCUUCAUCGAGUCAGUUAAUUUGGAAACCGAGGCGAAUUUCACAUGUCUGGCUUACAACGAAGCUGGUGAUGGAGAACCAGCCACAACGUUUAUCGACGUAUCCGUGGCCCCAACGUUCAUUAAGAAACUCCAUUCGUAUCGCGGCUACGUCUAUAACGCGCCUAACGUGAGCAUCAUGUGUUGGGUCGAAUGCGCUCCGAUCUGCACUAUUUCCUGGCUGAGAGAUGACAUUCCCAUGAACUUCACGAAAACGAAUCGAUACUACGUGUCGAACGUUUAUCAUCCGCCUGACCCAAGGACCGACGACUUCGAGAGCAUCCAAUCGACUCUCAUAUGGAAUCUGACGGUCUGGCCGAAUGGUCAGCUCGACCGUGCUGAGGAUAACGUCAAAUUUACCUGCAAGAGCAGUAGCAACGGAAUCGGUCCGGGCGUGGAGAGUUUCACCCACUUUCAUGUCGAGUUUCCCCCAGAGGAUAUUACAAUAUCGAAGAAGAUAAUCAAUGUGAUAGAGGAUACAGUACCAGAAACUGUUGAGUGCAACGCGAAAGCGCGACCAAAACCAAACUUCCGGUGGUUCCGCGAAGGAUCCGCGGAUCCUGAUAUCAUUACAGAAGGUCACGUGUUUGACUUGAAAAUGCCAAUACCACGGCGCAGUAGUAGCACUUAUUAUUGCGAGGCAUGGAAUCGUCACGGCUCCUUGAAUAUCUCAUUUAUCAUGAAUGUGCAAUUUAAACCAAACUGUCAAAUAGAAAAAGAACGAUUUGAGGGCCAGGAUUAUGUCGUUUGCUCAGCCAACGCCAAUCCGAAACAGACGGAUUUCACUUGGUCAUUGAAGAACGAAAACGAUUCGCUAGAGCAGGUCGCACAAAUACGAAACGGAAAAAGUUAUAUGCUGCUCGAUACCUCAGUCACUAACUUCCGGACAUAUGUGUGCGUGGCAAACAACACAAUCGGCCAUUCCGUAGCGUGUGAACGCGAUAUACCAGCCCACCAUGGAGUUAAACGACAUAUACCUUGGUGGCAUCGAUUGGACGGUAAUCUGCUACUGAUUAUUAUCGUAAUGACGGUGGUCAUGAUACUAGUCCUAAUACUGAUCUGCGUGGCCAUUUAUAUCGUGUGCCGACGAAAACGCAGUCAAUUGAAAUACAGUACGCGGGUGGUCGAACUGGAGGAACGUGAACAUCCAGACGGUGGACCGCCCAGUCCAACGGUAUCUUCGCACUCAGUUCAAACCCCGGCACAGCCGACACCGGCGCCGAGAUGGCCCUUGAAGCCGGGCGUACUAGUGCACAUCAAUCGAACUCACAGCCUGCGAUCCGGCCUGAGCGUUCGUGCGAACGAGGCUAAUUUGCAAAACGAGCUGGUGGGCAAACAUAACGAUGAAUCGCUCAGACAGAGGUUCCUCGACGAGACAUCGUUGUCAUCGAUUGGCCGUAACCCAACUCGGGCGGUAUUCCGCCGCGGUAGGAAAGAUCAAACCGCGCAGAGGACAACCAGCAUGACCAGUCUGAACGAAGACGGUAUGCUUGCCCGAGCUAACAAGAUAAAAGCCAUGUUUGGCGUACAGCUCAAAGAGCAAGCCACCCUACCCGGUAUAUCCAGAGAAAAGACAGCUGUGACUUACAAGAGAAUUGUGCCGCGACAGCGAAUAUUGCACGGCGUGGAAUCAUCCUAUGAGCCAAAUCGUGGUAAUAUAUCUCGUAAGCGAAAAAAACCUGGAGCAGAUCCCAAUCAAGCCGCGAAUAACAAUCAUGUGAACAGCGUGUCGGAAGUUCUUCCCGACUCCGGGACAAAGACGUUCUACGAAAAUUUACCUUUCCACGGGAUCCAAGCGCCACCUAACAAGACCGACAGCCUAUACAACUACAAAGAACACUACCAGCAGCAGCAUCGGCAGGAGAUGCAGCAGUACAGCUACCCCUUACCGAGCAACAGUUCGAACCAACUAACACUGCCACUAACGAGCAGCCUCUAUCAUUCCUCGAUAGUUAGUCCCCUGCAGACCUCCCUCGUUUACACUAACAACAGCCGUCCAUCCACCCUGAUGCACCAUGAGGCUGCAACCACUGGCAAUCACUCGUCUACGGUGCAUCAGGACGAGGAGCAGCAGCAGCCGAAUUAUGGUAAUUCCGACGCGAGACAAUCAUCGACGCGUCGACAUGCCAUGAAUCGGCGAAAUGAGCGUAAUCGGAAGUACCGGAAGCACGAACGAAUGUCGAGCGAUCGAAACAAGUCGAAGCAGAGCCGACAAAGGGACAGAGACGCUCCUUCACGGCGUAACAAUACUUCCUUUGUCGAUACACCCAACUACGAGACCAGCUUCCGUCAAAUCCCGGAUCUGGGCGUGCCUGAGACGACGUACAAGAUCUCGUAUCCGCAUUACUACGAGGACGACAUCGUGGAGUGCUCCACCGACUAUCACAGACCAAACCCGACGAAAGCGCGUCAGCAACAGCAGCAACAGCAGCAACAGCCGCCGUGGGAGCAUCAAUCGAAUCGCUGUACCGGCAAUAACACGCCUCAAUUCGCAGCGGACGCGGGCGACGUAAAAAAUCGCAACAAAACGUCGAAGACGAGACUCAGCGACACCCGCAGCAUACCGUCCGCGCCCACGAUAAUGCAGUACGCCGAGUUUCACUUCCGGGAUGUCGGUCAGGAGAUCGAUGUCUAAAGGAGGGUCAGCUGACAAAGAGCGAUACGUACAUUUACUAGGACAAAUUGGCAUCCGACAAACCCUGUAGGUACAUUGUACGGAGUAUGUCACGCUGCUUACAUACAUAACCCCUUCAAGCCGGAAUUCUCAGAUCUCGAUUACGCGGACGUGGACUACAAGUCGUACGGGCCGAUUAAC